This is a messenger RNA of Ciona intestinalis (vase tunicate), 1074 nucleotides long. NCBI's taxonomy places the organism in Eukaryota, Metazoa, Chordata, Ascidiacea, Phlebobranchia, Cionidae. The record is from RefSeq and is a predicted model, not a curated record.
GCGUUUAGUCAGCAUUUCGUACUGUUAACCUGAAUGCUGAUUUCAAUACCAAUAGAAAUGAAUAGAAAAUUUAAAAGGGAUAAAGGCUUGAAUAAACUCAAUUGGAUUUUAUCUAUUGCUCUCUAUGUUCUUCUUUUACUGGCUUUUGUAGACUGCCUCGGAAUCCCAUGCACUGAGGAAUAUAAUAAGUUCUUGUGCGAUAACCAACAUUGUAUUUGGAAAGCGUGGAGAUGCGACAAAGAGAAUGAUUGUAAAGAUAACUCCGAUGAAAUAAAUUGCGAAAACAAGACGUGCAAUGCUACUGAGCAAUUUCGAUGUAACAACGGACUAUGUGUAUCGAGACGAUGGCUCUGCGAUGGGGAGGAUGAUUGUAAAGAUAAUUCAGAUGAAGACCCAACCAUGUGCAAGAACAGACCGUGCAACACAACGGGCCAAGACUUCCAAUGUGCGCACGGUAAAUCAUGUAUUUCAUCCACGUGGAAAUGUGACGGUGAUCGUGAUUGUUCAGAUGGUAGCGAUGAAGUGGAUUGCGAGCAACCUACAUGUUUACCAAGUGAGUUCCAGUGUAGCAACCAUGAAUGUAUAACGAGCAGAUGGAGAUGCGAUGGAGAGAUGGAUUGUGAGGAUGAAUCCGAUGAACAAGGGUGUCCGCAUAAAGACUGUGCAGCGAAUGAGUUUCGAUGCAGCAGCCACCAACAGUGCAUCCCCCUACCGUGGAAAUGCGAUGAAGACGAAGAUUGUGAAGAUGGAUCGGAUGAACAAGGAUGUCCUGCUAGACCCACACCAGUAUGCCCCGCUGGUUACUUCUCAUGUCAGUAUGGUUUCCCUGCUUGUAUUAUAAAGACCUGGAGGUGUGAUGGUGAACCUGAUUGUAGUGGGGGGUCUGAUGAACAUAACUGUUCCACGGUGAACACUGAGUGCCGUAACGACCAGUUUGCCUGCGACAUGCAUCACUGCAUUGAUGUUAACCUUGUAUGUAACGGAGUGAGAGAUUGCAAUGAUGGAGCUGAUGAACUGCAGUGUGAAGGUAAUGAACCAGUUGUUAUGUAUACGGUUUAACGGUUACAUAUAUUA